This is a messenger RNA of Bradysia coprophila, 839 nucleotides long. It is a transcript of the gene Vps29, whose product is annotated as vacuolar protein sorting 29. The record is from RefSeq and is a predicted model, not a curated record. Gene Ontology annotation, cellular component: retromer complex. Gene Ontology annotation, biological process: retrograde transport, endosome to Golgi. NCBI's taxonomy places the organism in Eukaryota, Metazoa, Arthropoda, Insecta, Diptera, Sciaridae.
GCGUUCACAUAACCAGAUCACAAUGACAUCUAAUUUUUUUGUGUAAAAUUUGACAUUUGACAUUUCAAGAAUUGGAUUUGUUUUCCACCCACAAAACUGUUUACUAAUUUUAUCCAGUAAAUUAUUCGAUCAUCCAAUAAAUAUGCUGGUAUUGGUUCUUGGUGAUUUGCAUAUCCCUCAUCGGGCAAGCAGUUUUCCAUCGAAAUUCCGCAAACUACUGGUACCUGGACGUAUUCAUCAUAUUCUCUGUACCGGAAACCUGUGUACAAAGGAAUCGUACGAUUAUCUAAAAACACUGGCCAACGAUGUUCACAUUGUGCGAGGCGAUUUCGAUGAGAAUCUUAACUAUCCAGAGCAGAAGGUAGUAACCGUAGGUCAGUUCCGCAUUGGUUUAUCGCACGGUCAUCAGGUUGUACCUUGGGGCGAUCCAGAGGCACUUGCAUUGAUUCAACGUCAAUUGGAUGUAGACAUUUUGAUCUCGGGCCAUACUCAUAAAUUUGAGGCGUACGAACACGAAAAUAAAUUUUAUAUUAAUCCUGGCUCAGCAACGGGAGCGUACAGUGGCGCUUACUGUUUGGAUACGUCGAUCAUUCCUUCGUUCGUUCUGAUGGACAUACAAAGUACAACAGUUGUUACGUAUGUGUACCAAUUGAUUGGUGAUGAAGUCAAAGUUGAACGAAUUGAAUACAAGAAAAUGUAACUUUUUUGGAAGAAAUUUAAGAAAUUUAUCGGAAAUGUUUGGUGUGAGCGAUAAGGAAAAUGUUUUUUUUUGUAAACUUUAUCCCGAAUUAUGAUUUACGAAUACAAUAAAAGUGUACAAUUUAACAGAAGCACUCAAA